AUGCCAAGAAUAGCUAAUGGUCGAAAGAAAAUUGACAUAGUGAAAAUUCAAGAUGAUAAAAGAUUACAAGUCACCUUUUCAAAGCGCCGCGCUAAUCUCUUCAAGAAGGCUAGUGAACUUUGUACAAUGUGUGGUGCCGAAAUUGCCAUUGUAGGUUUUACCCCUGGUAAUAGUGUUUAUUCAUUUGGGCACCCUUGUGUAGAUAGAGUCGUGGAUAGGUUUCUCAUGGUGAACCCUCCACAAGAUAUUAAUAUUUCUGACCAACUCGUUGAGGUUUACCGGAAAGAGAGAAUUCGUCAGGGAAAUAGAGAGGUAAGCGAGAAACAAGAGAUGCUAGAUAGGGAGAUAAAACAUAGAGAAGCGCUACAAGCAAUGAAGAGGGAUACUGCUUCGGGCCAACAUUGGUGGGAAGCUCCAAUUGAAGAUCUCAACUCUCCUCAACUUAAACAAAUGGAGAAGGCCUUGGAAUUCAUAAAUGAGAGACUUAGAAGAGAGGCACAACGCCAACAAAUGGUGCAUGGUACUAUAUUCCCAUUUUCAAAUUUUGGAAGUUCUUUGACUCCUACUGGAAGUUCUUCCAAUGCAAGACGGUCUUAA
Molecule: messenger RNA, 597 nt
Organism: Solanum dulcamara
Lineage: Eukaryota; Viridiplantae; Streptophyta; Magnoliopsida; Solanales; Solanaceae
Product: agamous-like MADS-box protein AGL62
Exons: 1
Coding region: 1-597 (198 amino acids)
Biological process (GO): regulation of transcription by RNA polymerase II
Molecular function (GO): protein dimerization activity; RNA polymerase II cis-regulatory region sequence-specific DNA binding; DNA-binding transcription factor activity, RNA polymerase II-specific
Source: RefSeq, a predicted model, not a curated record